AGUUUUUUACAAAGACACGCAGCUUCUGAAUCAUUCUGCUCUCCUUAGACAUCCUAGUUUCGAUGUUUGCAGAGAGGUUUUGAUUCAAUGUGCUCAGUUCCUACCUUGUUUGCAGAAAUGUGGCUUUUCACAGUGGCCCUGCUGUUUGCUGCACUAGAUUUCAUUUCCUGUGCUAAGUUUGUGGCACCUUUCAACAUGAAAGGAGUCAUGGGUCAGGUGCAGUUUGACUCUGACAACCAGAUUGCCAGAGUAAAUGUUUCUGGUGCAGGAUCCUGUGGUGUGGUAAACAUUUCCCUCACCGUGUUCCCAGUUAUGUACGGCCACUUCGGUCAACCCUGCUCUGAGACCAACAUUGGCGUCAGCGUCUUCACCUUCACUGUUGAUCCUUCUUCAAAGUUCCCCAUCAAUGUGUCACGUCUCUUUGAAGAAACAUCAAACUUGGAUGACCUUUCGCUGUCUUUGCAGACAUGCAAUGGCACCAAAGUAUGCACAGUUAUAAGUCAAGGUCAGACAGUAUUGACUCGUCAGGCAAGGUUCACAGAAUCUGUUGCUGGUAACAUUUACAUACGUGCUAAUCUUAACAAUACCAACCCAAGGCUUCUUGCAGACCUGGUGACUAUUGGUCAGGUGAAUGCCCCAGAAACCAAUAUCACAAUUUUUGGAUCCACAAGUGGAGCAAGUACUUGCAGCAUACUGCUUGGAAGCUUAGAUGCAGCAACUUUAACAGUUUUGGGUGUUGUAAAAGUUGGAAACCCUCAGAGUCCUCAGAAAUCCCGCCAGGACCUAAGUGGCUUUACUGCAUACACUUAUCUUCUCCUCAGCUUGGGCUCCAGUUACAAGUGUGCGCAGGUAUACACUAUGUCAGAAAAAAAGGUGAGAGCUGUUAUUAACAUGGGAGGGAUCAUGGGAUACUUCAACUUUCGUCAGGCUUCCCCGUUUGAUCUGACACAGUUCAGCGUGAAUCUGACAAACUUAAGGGAAAAGGUUGGGCCCUACCACGUCCAUCAUUUCCCUGUCCCUUCAGUCAGUUCAAGCCAGUGCUCUAAUGAUAAUGUGGGUGGUCACUGGAAUCCGUUUGCAGCCAACACAACUUCCUCAACAUACCCUGCAGGGCCUGGGUCAACUCAUGACAUGUACGAGAUUGGUGACCUGAGUGCCAAACAUAUGUUUCUUACAAACAGAAAUGCAGUGGACAUGACAUUCACUGACUUCAACCUUCCUCUGUUUGGACAGAACAGCAUUGUAGGUCGCUCAGUCGUGAUUCAUAAGGUUGGUGGUGCCAGAUAUGCUUGUGCCAGCAUUGGCUAUCCUGGAGAGGUGAUCGUGGGCAGUGCCACAUUUCAGACCCCCGUAGUUGGAAAGAUCAAGUUUACUCAGUUGGUAAACAAUCCCCUGUCGGAUGUGUCCAUCUUUAUGGAUAUGUCAUAUGGAGAUCCCACAACAACACCGACCCAAAACCAUAACUGGCACGUUCAUAUAUUCCCCAUUAGCUCAGAGAGGGAUGAUGACAAAGGGUGGUGCAGCACAACAAGUGGCCACUGGAAUCAUUUUAACAUCAGCACAACUGAUAGCAGCUAUGCCCUUCACUGCAGCCCAUCUUGUCCCCUAUGUUGUGAGACCGGAGACCUCGCCAAUAAACACAGCACCAUUAAUCUUGACACCAACUUAGGAGGAGUGAACUCCAAACACUUUUUCACUGAUGUCACUUCCUGGUUAGACGGGUCAGGUAUUAUUGGACGUUCUGUGGUCAUCCAUGAAGCACAAAGGGGAGGCCCGAGGAUCGCUUGUGCCAAUGUUACAAUGAUGCGGGUCCCUGAAGCCAGUUUAGGUAGUUGGUUUGGCCCUGGAUCGUCCAGUGGAGAGGUGAAAUUCUCUCAAGCUAUCCCACAGGGCCCCACAGUAAUCAGUGUGUCCCUAACAUACCUACAGGGCUUAGCUGGAGGCUACCAUGUCCACAUUUUGCCCAUUGUAGGUGGGAGGAGUGAUCCCUGCUCUAAUGCAAACAUCCUGGGCCACUUCAACCCACUGGCCUGGAACACAUCCAGUUCCCCUUCACCUGGAGUGGGCACUGUAGACCAGUAUGAGAUAGGGGACAUCAGUGGGAAGUUUGGGAUGCUCAAUGGCCAAAAUGACUUUAAGGCUGUCUAUGAGGACCCUAACAUGCCUCUUACUGGACCUUACAGCAUCGUGGGAAGAUCUGUUGUAGUCCACUACACCAAUGGAUCAAGGAUGAGGUGUGCAGAUGUCUCAGCAGACAGAAAUACAGGGGGACAAUGGACCCUUGCCAAGGCUACAUUUAACGGAACAGUGACUGGGACAAUCACCAUGCGCCAGCAAGUGUUUCCUGAUGGGAGUACCAGUGAUGUGGCACUGGAAGUUGACCUUAAGUCAUCUGCAAGCCGAAAUAUUCCUGUGGCCUCCUUAUUUAUUGCAAGCAACCGUGUGGAUGCUGUGAGCGGCAUGUGCAACACCGUGGGAGACACAUUUAAUCCCUUUAACAUGAAGCUACUGAGCUCCAGCUGUUCAUUAGAAAAUCAGUUGAGCUGUGUGGUGGGGGACAUUUCCGCAAGGCAAGGCAACAUCAGCCUGACUGGGAGAGAAGUCUACACUGAUAGCAACAUCCAGCUCUCAGGGGACCACACAGUUGUUCACAGAUCUCUUGUGCUGAAGAGUGAUAGCAACAUCCUUGCAUGUGCUGACAUCCUCCCAGAAUCCCAGUCUGCAAAGCAGACCUUUCCCAGUGUGAGCUCCUUCAGCCGAUAUGAUUUUCGGAGGAGAGUGGCAGAUGUUCUGCAGACAGAAAUGGUGAGGAUAACCAUCUUGCCCGGCUCUCCAGUCUCUGCAGCCAAUGACCUAUGUCAAACAGUCAACUACAUGCUGUCUGGGGAUGUCAGCACAGAACUGCUUAAUUCUGUCAAAACCAGUAGGACGAUGGGCCCGUUCAGAGAGUCUGGCACAUGUACAAGAAUUUCUGCAGGGCAGAUCUUAGUGCCAGGAUUGUUCCCAUUGUGCCUGAUGUUUGCUGCUGCCUUCCUGCUACCAUCUGCUGCUUCUACAUAAAGUCUGAUCAUCAAAGUGGAGACACAUGGAUCCUCCUGUCAUAAAACUGUGAAUCUGAAAUGUCACCCACCAAAUGUUACAUUGGUCACUGAGUAAAUAAUGGACAGUUCUGUACAAACCUUAUGUGCAAAUGAAGAUCUUCCAGGUUUUAUCAAAGAACUAAUUUAGGUCAUAAAUACAGAUAGACUACUUGGUAUGUCUGCUUAUGUUUUUUUGUAGAAAUGUCAUGUUUUGGCAACUGUUAUUGUUAUUCAUGUGGGUAAGAGGUAUUCCUGUUUCUUGAACUUCAAUUUAAAUAGUUGUAAAUACCUCAAAUUUUUGAAUAAAAUUUUUCAGAAUUGUA
This is a messenger RNA of Girardinichthys multiradiatus, 3403 nucleotides long. It is a transcript of the gene cusr, whose product is annotated as Copper-only SOD repeat protein. The transcript is spliced from 10 exons. The record is from RefSeq and is a predicted model, not a curated record. Gene Ontology annotation, biological process: superoxide metabolic process. Gene Ontology annotation, molecular function: metal ion binding. Bases 88 to 3060 code for a protein of 990 amino acids. Lineage: Eukaryota; Metazoa; Chordata; Actinopteri; Cyprinodontiformes; Goodeidae.